AUGAUCGAAGGCCAGCACCCCGUCGUUCAGGCGCUGCUCGGCACACUCGUCACGUGGGGCUUUACCGCUCUAGGCUCGGCCAUGGUAUUCGUGCUGGACGUAGAGGACAAACACACGAGCCAGAAGAUCUUGGAUGGAAUGCUAGGUUUCGCAGGUGGGGUCAUGCUGGCUGCCUCCUAUUGGUCACUAUUGGCGCCAUCCAUCGAGAUUGCAGAGGCGUCUGAGCUGUAUGGCCCUGACGGACGCUGGUCUUUCGUUCCCGCUGCUGUGGGCUUCAUGCUCGGAGCGCUGACACUCUUCGGCACCGAGAGGCUGUUGCCCCUUUUGGAGAAAUACCUGGGCGUGUCUCCACACUCGAUGGGUGGGAAGGACGGCGAUCUUAAGAAGAAGAAGAAAGAUGACGACUACAAGGGAGAGGAAGAGGAGAAUGAGAGCUACGAUAAACCCACGACUGCCAGUACCAGUAGCUUCCGUCGAGUUUUGCUGCUUGUGAUUGCCAUUACACUGCACAAUCUGCCUGAAGGAAUGGCGGUCGGAGUGGGGUUUGGCAGUGUGGGCCACAGCAGCGGUGCAAGUUUCGCUAAUGCCGUGAAUCUGGCGAUAGGCAUUGGGCUGCAGAACUUUCCCGAGGGGCUGGCAGUGUCGAUGCCGUUGAGAAGAGAGGGCACGUCGGCGUUUAAAGCGUUUAUGUGGGGACAGGCGAGUGGACUCAUUGAGCCAAUUGGAGGAUUGAUCGGAGCGGGUGCGGUGCUGUAUGUGCAGCCGAUUCUGCCGUACGCAUUGUCGUUUGCAGCAGGAGCCAUGAUCUUUGUCGUGGUGGACGAUUUGAUACCGGAAACGACACAGAGCGGCAACCAGAAGCUUGCGACUUUCGGCACCAUCGUGGGUUUCGUCGUCAUGAUGGUCAUGGACGUUGCACUCGGAUAG
This is a messenger RNA of Phytophthora infestans T30-4, 927 nucleotides long. RefSeq names its product Zinc (Zn2)-Iron (Fe2) Permease (ZIP) Family. Gene Ontology annotation, cellular component: membrane. Gene Ontology annotation, biological process: zinc ion transmembrane transport. The record is from RefSeq and is a predicted model, not a curated record. Bases 1 to 927 code for a protein of 308 amino acids. The transcript is spliced from 2 exons. Gene Ontology annotation, molecular function: zinc ion transmembrane transporter activity. NCBI's taxonomy places the organism in Eukaryota, Oomycota, Peronosporomycetes, Peronosporales, Peronosporaceae.